Molecule: messenger RNA, 1739 nt
Organism: Amphimedon queenslandica
Lineage: Eukaryota; Metazoa; Porifera; Demospongiae; Haplosclerida; Niphatidae
Product: coiled-coil domain-containing protein 173-like
Exons: 14
Coding region: 50-1651 (533 amino acids)
Cellular component (GO): axonemal microtubule
Source: RefSeq, a predicted model, not a curated record
CUAUCGUUGCCAUGGUGAUUUAGCAAAUACACUGACUAGUGUUACCAAAAUGUCUUUGGAGAUUCGUAGAAGCAAGGGAUUAGCAGCUACACAAAGGCAGCAACCCAGGCCUUCGGCAACUGUCCUAUCUAUGCAAGAAUUGGAGAGGCUGAAGCUUAAAAUAUCUGGAGUUGACUUGGAUAAGGAAGAAGCAAUGCAAAGAGAACGUGAUAAGGAAGCUAAGCAUCAAGCUUCCUGUAACAUGGUGAAGAACUGGAGGAAUACAAUAGAGGGACAGAGGUUAAAACGACUUGAAAAUCUCAAAGUAAAAGAGAUUAAAGAGGAGGAAGAAAGAGUUAAAAUAGAUGAAGAGGAGGCAGAAUUUCAAGCAGCAAGGAGACAAGAGCUGAUAGAUCGUGCAAAAACACUUCUUUACUACCAGACAGAUAGACUUAAAGGAUUUCAUAGUGGACUAUUGCUCUCUGAGAUCCUUAAAGAAAGAGAAGCACAAAUUGCAUUCAAAAAGCAAAGGAGUGAUAUGUAUAAGGAUAGAGAUCAGAUGUAUCAGCGCUAUCAAGAAGAGCUGAGAGAGAAAACAAAAGUGGCAGAUACACUAGCUGCUCAAGAAAGGAGCAAAGCAGUUUCUGAGAUAGCAGCCUAUCAAGCAAAGCAGAUAUCUGAACAUGCUACUGCAAAGAAGAAAGAAAGGGAGCGUCAAUUAGAAGAACAGACUGCCAUAGACAAAGAAACUCAACGCUGGCAGGAGAUAGAGAAGGAGAAAGAAAUGCAGGCAGAGAGGAAGAAAUUAAUUCUUCGCCAGGAGCUGAAUGACUUGAUAAUGAGUAAUAGGACUUUUGCAAGAAUGAAAGAAGAACAGGAGAAAAUGCAACAAGCUGAGUGCGAACUAUUUGCAAAAGCCAAGAAGAAUAUGACUAAAAUGCGUAAACAAAAAGAAGCAGAAAUCCAUAGAGAGCUUCAAGGUCACCAAGAAAAGAUUGCAAAACACAUAGAGAGCAUGGUUGAAGAGAAAGUGAGCAAUGAAGAUGAAUUGAUUGCCAAAGCUGUAGCUGAGCAAGAUGCUAAAAGAGAGAGAAUAGAAAGAGAAAAGGCUGAGAAGCAAAUGAAAAGUGCAGCUGAAAUUGAUGAAUGUUGCCGUGAAAUGAUUUCAGAGCAAGAAAGAAAGAGGCGAGAAAUGAGAGAGCACGAGCAAGAGCUCCUUCGUCAAAGAGUUGAACAAGAUCAAAGAUUCCAUGCUAACAACCUUCAGAAGGAGCAGAAAAAGAUCCGCGAGGCAAAGGAAGUGGAGAAAUUUCUCAAAGCUCAAAUGGUUGAAAAAGAAGAGAGAGAAAGAAUGGAAAGGGAGGAAGAAAAGACGCAUCAACAGAAAAAUUUGAGUUUAUUGAAAGUUGAAGAGAACCAGUUUCAAGAAUAUGCUGGUCAAGUGAUACAGGAGACAAAAGAAAGAGACUUAAACACUUUUCCACUUAAAAAGGCAUCAAAAAGAGGAUCAGGAGGUGGACAUGGCCCUGUAUUCUCUGCCAAAGGUGAAGUUCGCCCUAGUUAUCAGCCAUGUGCAUCUCCAAUAGUUGAGCUACCCUCUUAUGCAUCUAAAGAAGUCCCUCUUGCUUGGAAACCCAGCAACACCAAAAAGAGAAUGGGUUUCAACUGGUAACUGGAGAUGUGGCUCGUUAAUUAAAGACUUGUAAUUAAUUUUAUUAAUAGUUAGUUGAAAUUAAUAGAUCACGUGAGGCGUAUCCGUA